GAGGAUUAUGGUCUUAUCUUUCAGGUCAUGCAGAAGGAUUUUGUAUGAUGUGUACAAUGCAAGCACAUAUCACUCAGGCACUCAGUAAUCCUGGGGAUGUUAUUAAGCCGAUGUUUGUCAUUAAUGAGAUGCGGCGUAUAGCUAGGCACUUCCGCUUUGGAAACCAAGAAGAUGCCCACGAAUUCCUUCAAUACACUGUUGAUGCUAUGCAAAAAGCAUGCUUGAAUGGCAGCAAUAAAUUAGACAGACACACCCAGGCUACCACCCUCGUUUGUCAGAUAUUUGGAGGAUACCUAAGAUCUAGAGUCAAGUGUUUAAAUUGCAAAGGUGUCUCAGAUACGUUCGAUCCAUAUCUUGAUAUAACGUUGGAGAUAAAGGCCGCUCAGAGCGUGAACAAGGCACUGGAGCAGUUUGUGAAGCCAGAGCAGCUCGACGGGGAAAACUCUUACAAGUGCAGCAAGUGUAAAAAGAUGGUUCCAGCUUCAAAGAGGUUCACUAUACACAGAUCCUCUAAUGUUCUUACACUUUCUCUGAAACGUUUUGCAAAUUUUACUGGUGGAAAAAUUGCUAAGGAUGUGAAAUAUCCUGAAUACCUUGAUAUUCGACCAUACAUGUCUCAACCAAACGGAGAACCGAUUAUCUAUGUUCUGUACGCAGUGCUGGUACACACCGGCUUUAACUGCCACGCCGGCCAUUACUUCUGCUACAUCAAAGCUAGCAAUGGUCUCUGGUAUCAAAUGAAUGACUCCAUCGUGUCUACCAGUGAUAUUAGAUCGGUACUCAGUCAACAAGCUUAUGUUCUCUUUUAUAUCAGGUCCCACGAUGUGAAAAAUGGAGGUGAACUCACUCAUCCCACUCACAGCCCUGGCCAGUCCUCGCCCCGACCCGUGAUCAGCCAGCGCGUUGUCAACAACAAACAGGCCGCGUCAGGCUUUAUCGGACCACAGCUCCCCUCUCACGUGAUAAAGAACCCACCUCACUUAAAUGGGACCGGGCCAUUGAAAGAAGCACCAAGCAGUUCCAUGUCGAGUCCUAGUGGAAAUUCCAGUGUCAGCCGGGCUGGUUCUGUUAAUGCUUCGACUUCUGUUCAAAACUGGUCCGUUAACAGGCCCUCAGUGAUUCCAGAACAUCCCAAGAAACAAAAAAUCACGAUCAGUAUUCACAACAAGUUACCUGUUCGCCAAGGCCAGUCUCAGCCUAACCUUCACAGCGGUUCUUUGGAGAACCCAGCCAAGCCUGUUCCCUCUUCUACCGUUACCAAUUCUUCUGCAAUACAGUCUACCUCGAGCGCACCUACAACGGCAGUUUCUAGUAAAGUCACAAAGCAGAUGACCCCGAGCGAGUCCUGUUCCAAGCCGGUGAUGAACGGCAAGUCCAAGCUGAACUCCAGUGUCCUGGUACCCUAUGGCGCCGAGUCGUCCGAAGAGUCUGACGAGGAGGCGAAGGGCCUAGGCAAGGAGAAUGGUCUCGGUACGAUCGAGAGCUCGAACUCUUCUGUGCAGGAUGCAGAAGAUGACGAGGCCUCUCCGCUCGAGCUUCACGAGCCCCUUGCCCUAAAUGGUGCUGACAGUAUGGACAGCGACCUGAAGGAAAACGGUCUGUCUUGUGAUGGUGCCAGUUGCCAAGUCCCGCCUGCUCUACCCGCAGAAAAUCCCUUUGCUAAGGUGAAUGGCCUGCCCGGAAAGUUGAUGCCCGCUCCUCUGCCGCCUCCCCCAGAAGACAAAAUCUUAGAGACUUGCAAACUCAGCAACAAAGGGAAAGGCUCGACAGAAGAAACCAGCAUGCCUGGAACAGAGGACGGUCCUGCGGAGGAUCCCGGCGCAGAGCGGGAGGCCGGCAGUCCGUCUCCCGAGUCCCGUGAGAAACUGGAGACCCUCACGAGCCUUAGCAGCAAGUUAAAGAAGGCUUUGCCACCCUUAGACCCCAGCAUCAAAUCUACCAAAGAAGAAGUCUCAGAAAACGUUUUAGCAAAACCCGAGGAGUCUUUGCCCAGUGCCGACACUCUUCACAGCAGUACUAAGAACACCACGGGGGACGAUGGGCUCCCUAAACUGUGUGGCCCCGGGGAUUUAACAGGUGACAAGAGCAGACCGCCCCAGGCCGUACCGGGGGCGGUAGUAGAGAGCCCACGGGCCUCAGCUGCAGUGGACACAGCGGGGAGUUCAAGCCCAAGUCCCCCCGUACGCUCCGAGGGUGCCUGUGAGCACGAACUCUUAGUCUACAUCAGUCGAGACGCGUGCACGGACUUGGAGGACCGUCCUCGGAGCACAGGUGCGGCUGCGGAGGCCUCGCCCUCUCCUCAAGUAGACAAGGUCACAGAACAUCAUUCAGAAGGGGGCCCCGAACAAAGUAACGGGGAGAAAUGUGAAGAAAAUAAGGUGGGACAAAAAGUUCCAGAUCAUUCUCCAGUUAAGGAAAAAAUCAGCAUCCUCAGAAAAGUCGAUCGAGGGCAUUACCGCACCCGGAGAGACCGUUCCUCGAGCGGGGAGCGCGCGAGGGAGAGCAGGAGCCGGACCGGGGAACGCUGCCGCGGGAAGCGGCGCUCGUCCGUGCGGGAGCGGGCCAAGCGGGAGCGCCCCAGGACGGAGCACUGCGGCGGGGGCCCGCACCCCCCCGGCCACAGCGAGAGGCUCAGCCCCGGCGAGCCCCGCUCCCUGGGCAGGUACGGCCACCGCCACUCCCGCAGCAGAGGCGGGUCGGACCAGGAGUGGGGCCGGUACCUGCACUCGGAGAGCGAGCACUCCUGGGGCCGGGAGAAGUACUACCCGGACAGGCCGCGGUGGGACAAAUGCAGGUAUUACCACGACAGGUACGCCCCGUACACAGCCAGGGAGGCGCGCGAGUGGAAGCCCUUCCACGGCGCCCGCGACUACGCCAAGGCGGGCCCGUCCGGCGGCCGGCCCUGCAGGGACUACUAUAGGGGCAGGAAGGGCUACGAGCUGCUCGCCAAGGGCCGGGACCGGCACCGCUUCGGCAGCCCCCGGGCAGGCCCACCCCACGCCCUCCUCCCGUACCCCGAGAAGUACCCCCACGAGAAAAUUGCACUUGUAGCCGAAGACACCAAUUGUAACCUCGCCGAUCGGUUUCACGAACACGAGAACGCCAAGUCCCGGAAACGGAGAUACGACAGCAUGGAGAACAGCGACGGUCAUGUCGAGAAGAAGGCCUGGAGGAGCUUCCAGAAGGAUCCCUUGGAAGAGCCUAAAGUGAAGAAGCACAAAAAAUCAAAGAAGAAAAAGAAAUCCAAAGACAAACACCGAGGCCGCGAUUCCAGGCGUCAGCAGGACUCCGAUCUGUCAGUAGCGUGCUCCGACGCUGAUCUCCACAGACACAAAAAAAAGAAGAAGAAAAAGAAGAGGCACUCCAGGAGAUCCGAGGACUUGGUUAAAGACUCAGAACCGCACCUGCCCAAGGCCGCCAGCCAUGAGACUGUUGACCGUUUCCGGAGAACUGACGGCGCUUUCCCCCUCACCGACGGCCUGCCUCUGGAAGGUGUUGGGCCUUUCCGUGAGAAGAGAAAACACUUAAGGAUGGGAAGCAGGGAUGACAGGUGUCCUCUGUCUGAGUGUGGCCAGGGUAAGAGGAGAUACUUGGAAUUAAGAAUAUAGAAACAAUUUCUUGUUAACACAGGGGAAGAAACCCUCAAAUGGCGUAAAAGGGUUUGGCUCCAGCGGGAGCCCGUGCACCCUGUCCGCUCCAGCCUCGGCCCCCAGGCGGAGCGCGGGCAGCUGCGGGACUGACCCUUAGCGUGUGCGGGGACCUCGGUGACCCGGACCUGGGCGCGGCGGAGCCUCGGUAGUGAGACCUCUGGAGUCUGGGGCUCUGGGCGUGUGUGUGUCUCAUGAAGGACCAGGGCUUUUGUUCUUAAGCCAUUUCUGAUAGAAAUAUUUUCACCGUGUGUGCUUUCCCUCCUGAGUCUGCAAACCUCUAGCAUUCGGAGUAUAAGCUGAAACUCCGUUUGGGGUACGUCUGCUCUCGGCCCCUAACAGAGUCGAGGCCUUGCAGGCGCCUGUAUUAUGGGGCCCAGGCUCCCGCCAAGCGAAUCCCUCCAGGCUUGGCAGGGUGGGGGGGGGGUUGGAUUCUUCCCCACUUUGCACCACUGUCUACCGAUGUCAUUUCACAGCCCUUUCUGCUCUGACCGCACCUAAAGCAGCCCCUCUCUGCAUGCAGCUUACAUCCGUGCCGCCCGUCUCCGCGGGGCCUGCCGGUUCAGAGGGGCUUUGUGGGUUUUAAAUGGCUGGCGAAGUCCAAAGGAGAAGAUGUCUCUGCAUGUGGGACACGCCUGUGUCCGGAGCUGUGCUCGGGGCGAGCUCAGCCCGCUCAGUUACGUGUCACCACGCUGGCCCUGAGCAGGCGCUGCCGAGA
This is a messenger RNA of Leptonychotes weddellii (Weddell seal), 4365 nucleotides long. The record is from RefSeq and is a predicted model, not a curated record. NCBI's taxonomy places the organism in Eukaryota, Metazoa, Chordata, Mammalia, Carnivora, Phocidae.